Messenger RNA from Vitrella brassicaformis, 2710 nucleotides. The record is from the annotation of a GenBank genome assembly. NCBI's taxonomy places the organism in Eukaryota, Vitrellaceae.
CACAGACGUGUUCCCUGAGCAGCAAAUGCCAAAAGAAGUCCCUGGGAAGCUCAAACGUGUCGCAGUCUUUAGCUCGCACCCAGUCUUCACGUCAGUCACCCUUUGAAGGCUGACGGCGCUUUCACAGAGCGAGCCUAUCGCAGUGUCAUCAGAUCUGAGGUCACUGGGUGCAAUGGAGAAGGGCAAGAAGAUCUGGCAGUCGUCAUCAGGCGGGCUGCAUCCGCUCGUCGAGGCCUUCACUGUGGGCGACGACUACCGGCUGGAUGGGGAGGUGCUGCUGCCAUAUGACGUCAAGGCCAGCAAGGCGCACGCACAGAUGCUCCACAGCAUCGGGGUCCUCACCCAGGAAGGUACGCACACGUCAGAUGACGAACACAUUUGUGCCUCUCGAGAGCGUGUGUGUGUGCGAUCUCAGAGCUGGACGUGCUCCUGGGGGCCUUGGGUGAGAUCCUGACUAAGUGGCAGGAAGGCGAGUUCAAGGUGAGUGCGGCAGCACGACCCAUCAAGCCGCAGUCAUACCGCCACACACACCCACACACAACCACGCCUGUUUGUUUGUGUUGGCUGCAGGUGCUGCCUGAGCAUGAGGACGGCCACACGGCCAUCGAGGAGUACAUCACUCUCAAGUAUGGCGACGUCGGCAAGAAGAUUCACACCGGCAGGAGCCGAAAGUGAGUGGUGUGUGGGCGGCCUGGAGGAUGACGGAUUGGAUGCGUCUGUGUGUGUGUUGGUUUGUGUAUGUUGGUUUGCGGUGCAGUGACCAGUCGCUUGUGAUGCUUCGGCUUUACAUGAAGGGUGAGCACCAUUGUUGGUGUGUUUAUGUAUGGUUGUUGCUCGUGAGCACAUCUCCUGCUCUCCUUCCCUCCCUCCCUGUCUGGCAGACAAGCUGUCUGAGUUGACGAGUGGCGUGCAGCAGCUGGCCUCGCUCUUCGAGAAUAAGGGAACCGAGGCCUCAGAUGUGCUCAUGCCCGGAUAUACACACAUGCAAAAGGUGCGCGUCGGCGCGCACACAGGCGGGCAGACAAGCAGACAGACAGACAGGCAGACACACAAAUGCAUCCCAUCCAUCCAUGACUGUACUGUACUGCCUCCUUCUGUGAGUCUAUGUUUUCCUUUCCGCCUUCAGGCGAUGCCCACGACGGUCGGCCUGUGGCUCGGGUCUUUCGCGUGUGCUCUGCGUGACGCCACCAUAGCCAUGGAGGCCGCCACCAGGCAGAUCGACCAAAACCCUCUCGGAUCGGCUGCUGGUGGGGUGGGCGGCCUGGCGGGGCGGGGAGAAAAGAAAAGAAAAGAAAAGAAUAGAGAGGAAACGAACGCCAGUCGCUCUGCAUUCACUCACACCUCUGUGUGUGUGUGUGUCCGCGAGUGUCUUUAUUGUGUAGGUUUCGGCAUCUCCCACCUGCAGCUGAACCGGCAGAUGACGACCGAGGCCUUGGGGUUUGAGCGGCUGCAGGCGAACUCGUUGUAUUGUGGCUUCAGCCGCGGCUACUUUGAGAAUAUCGUUUUGCAGGUAGGCGGCUUUGUUGAGGCGGCCCCAUUGCUGGAGCGUGUGUGUGUGUGUGUGUGUGUGUGUGCAGGCGCUGUCUCAGUGCAUGAUAGUGAUGUCCCGCUUUGCCGUCGACAUGAUGAUGUUCACACAACAGGUGAGUGAAUAAGCUCGGCUUGCGCACCGCACACACGAGUAAAGCCGCUCUCUUGGCAUUUAAUGUCUGUCAGGAGACGGCAUUUUUCUCUCUGCCUGACGAGUUUGUGACGGGUUCGUCUAUCAUGCCGCAGAAGAAAAACUAUGACCUCUUCGAGAUCAUGCGGGCCAACGGAAGAGGUGCAUGCCACGCCCGACCAUCCCAUGACUGAAUGGGGAUGGCCUGAUAAUCUGUUUGUGCUUCUGUGUGCUGCGUCGAUAUCUGCAGUGUAUGGGAGUCUGCAGCAGCAGGUGCAGCAGAUCGUCACGGGGCUGGGCAGCGGAUAUCACCGGUAGGCAGACGCCACGCCCAUCGAUGCUGACGGACGGACGGAAACAUCGUCCGUCCGUCCGUCCAUCCAUCCAUCCGUGUGUAUUUUCUCAGUGAUCUGCAAGUGACCAAGAAGGCAUUCAUAGAGGUAGGUGGGCGGGGGCGGCCAACUGGCUGGCCUUCACUCAUGCCUGUCUUGUGUGUGAAUGGAAUUCACUGACUGCACUGCAGGGUGUGAGUCUGUGCAGCCAGAGCAUCGAGCUGAUGCACCAGAUCGUCCCUGCCCUCAGGAUACACCAAGAACGACUCAGGUCAGUCACAGUCAGUACUGCCGCAUUUGACGUCUCGCGUCCUCUGCAAUGGCUGUGCAUAUAUGUGUGUGUGUGUGUGCGCGUGUGCAGGUCCGCAAUGACGCGAGAGCUGUAUGUCACAGGUGCGCUGGACGGGGCGGGUGUGGUGAUGUCGACCACUGCGUGUCUGGACGUCUGGAUGUGUGGACGUGUGUGCAUACAAUACGUGUCAGAUGAGGUGUACAAGCAUGUGGCGAAUGGUAUGGCCUUCCGCGAGGCCUACCAGAAGGUCAAGGCCGAGUUCUUCGCUCACACCACAGCCAAUGCCAAAGCAAGUGCAUCAGACAAUGGGGCAGCGGCGACCCAUUGACAAUUCUGCCUUAAGCCUGCCUGCCUGCCUGCCCGCGUGUGAGUGUGUGAGUGUGUGUCAUUUUGCUGCAUCCCCUACCUAUGGCGGGGCGGAUGGAU